Sciurus carolinensis (gray squirrel) is the source of this 4207-nucleotide messenger RNA. It is a transcript of the gene Slc39a10, whose product is annotated as solute carrier family 39 member 10. Gene Ontology annotation, molecular function: zinc ion transmembrane transporter activity. The record is from RefSeq and is a predicted model, not a curated record. Gene Ontology annotation, biological process: zinc ion import across plasma membrane; intracellular zinc ion homeostasis; positive regulation of B cell receptor signaling pathway. Bases 217 to 2718 code for a protein of 833 amino acids. NCBI's taxonomy places the organism in Eukaryota, Metazoa, Chordata, Mammalia, Rodentia, Sciuridae. Gene Ontology annotation, cellular component: membrane. The transcript has 11 exons.
GAUGGGGGCUGCGGCAGGGAGAACGCUCAUCCUUCUGAGAGCAGCUGUGGACUGAAUGGUGAAGGGCAGCAGGCACAGGAGCAGAGGCAGGCACAGGUUUGAAGCCCCUGGACCCAAGAAGCUUCCAUAAUUGUUAACGGAGUUGGAGUGAGCUGAAAUAAAGAGGUAGAGAUCCUAAGCCACCUUUUGAAAUCUUCUUCAAAGGGAAAAGUAGAAAUGAAGGUACAUAUGCACACAAAAUUUUGCCUCAUUUGUUUGCUGACAUUUAUUUUCCAUCACUGCAACCACUGCCAUGAAGAACAUGACCACGGCCCUGAAGAGCCUCACAGACACCACCGUGGAAUAACAGAAUUGGAGCCAAGCAAAUUUUCAGAGCAGGAUGCUGAAAAUGAAAAAAAAUACUAUAUUGAAAAACUUUUUGACCGCUAUGGUGAAAAUGGAAGAUUAUCCUUUUUUGGUCUGGAGAAACUUUUAACAAACUUGGGCCUUGGAGAGAUAAAAGUAGUUGAGAUUAAUCAUGAGGAUCUUGGCCACGAUCAUGUUUCUCACUUAGAUAUUUUGGCAGUUCAAGAGGGAAAGCAUUUUCACUCACAUAACCACCAGCAUUCCCACAAUCAUUUAAAUUCAGAAAAUCAAACUGUGACCAGUUUAUCAACAAAAAGAAACCACAAAUGUGAUCCAGAGAAAGAGACAGUUGAAGUAUCUGUGAAGUCUGACGACAAACACGUGCAUGACCGUAAUCAUCGCUUACAUCAUCACCAUCGCUUGCAUCACCACCUUGAGCAUAACACAACUCGCCACAUUCAUAACGAUUCCAUUACUCAUGGCGAGCGUGGGGAGCCUCGCCAUGAACCUUCGACAGAGACCAAUAAAACACAAGAACAGUCUGGAGUUAAGCCACCAAAAGGAAAGAGGAAGAAGAAAGGAAAGAAAAGUGAUGAAAAUUCUGAGGUCAUCACACCAGGUUUCCCCCUUAACCGUGAUCAGGGUGAACAGUAUGAGCAUAAUCGGGUCCAUAAAACUGAUCGUGUACAUAACCCAGCUCAUUCUCAUGUACAUCUUCCAGAACAUAAUGGUCACGAUCCUGGUCAUGGACACCAAGAUCUUGAUCCUGAUAUUGAAAGUGAACUUCGACACACUAGAAAGCGAGAAGCACCACAUGUUAAAAAAAGUGCAAUUUAUUCAGCUGCUAAUCACAAAGAUCAUAAUGAAGAUGACCGUCAACAUGAAUGUUUGAACGUCACUCAGUUAUUAAAAUACUAUGGUCAUGGUGCCAACUCUCCCAUCUCACGUGAUCUAUUUACAUAUCUUUGCCCUGCAUUGUUAUAUCAGAUCGACAGCAGACUUUGUAUUGAGCAUUUUGACAAACUUUUAGUUGAAGAUUUAAAUAAGGAUAAAAAUCUGGUUCCUGAAGAUAAGGCAAAUGUAGGGGCAUCAGCAUGGAUUUGUGGUAUCAUUUCUAUCACUGUCAUUAGCCUGCUUUCCUUGCUAGGCGUGAUUUUGGUUCCCAUCAUUAACCAGGGAUGCUUUAAAUUCCUUCUCACAUUUCUUGUUGCACUCGCCGUGGGAACAAUGAGUGGAGAUGCCCUUCUUCAUCUACUGCCUCAUUCUCAGGGUGGACAUGACCACAGUCAUCAGCAUGCACAUGGGCAUGGGCAUUCGCAUGGACAUGAAUCUAAGAAGUUUUUGGAAGAAUAUGAUGCUGUGUUGAAAGGACUUGUUGCUCUAGGAGGCAUUUACCUGCUCUUUAUCAUUGAACACUGCAUUAGAAUGUUUAAGCACUACAAACAACAGAGAGGAAAACAGAAAUGGUUUAUCAAGCAGAGCACUGAAGAGUCAACUAUUGGAAGGAAGCUUUCAGACCAUAAAUUAAACAAUACACCAGAUGCUGACUGGCUUCAACUCAAGCCUCUUGCUGGAACCGAUGACUCAGUUGUUUCUGAAGAUCGACUCAAUGAAACUGAACUGACAGAUUUAGAAGGCCAACAGGAAUCCCCUCCUAAAAACUACCUUUGUAUAGAAGAAGAGAAAAUCAUGGACCAUUCUCAUAGUGAUGGAUUACAUACCAUUCAUGAGCAUGAUCUCCAUGCUACUGCACAUAACCACCAUGAUGAGAAUAAAACUGUGUUGAGAAAGCAUAAUCACCAGUGGCACCACAAACAUUCUCAUCAUUCACAUGGUCCCUGUCAUUCUGGAUCAGAUCUGAAAGAGACAGGAAUAGCCAAUAUAGCCUGGAUGGUAAUCAUGGGGGAUGGCAUCCACAAUUUCAGUGAUGGGCUGGCAAUUGGAGCAGCUUUCAGUGCUGGAUUGACAGGAGGAAUCAGUACUUCUAUAGCAGUCUUCUGUCAUGAACUGCCACAUGAAUUAGGUGAUUUUGCAGUUCUUCUUAAAGCAGGCAUGACUGUAAAGCAGGCGAUUGUGUACAACCUCCUCUCUGCCAUGAUGGCCUACAUAGGCAUGCUCAUAGGCACAGCUGUCGGUCAGUAUGCCAAUAACAUCACACUCUGGAUCUUCGCAGUCACCGCAGGCAUGUUCCUCUAUGUAGCCUUGGUGGAUAUGCUUCCAGAAAUGUUGCAUGGUGAUGGUGACAACGAAGAGCAUGGCUUUUGUCCAGUGGGGCAAUUCAUUCUUCAGAAUUUAGGGUUACUGUUUGGAUUUGCCAUCAUGCUGGUGAUCGCCCUCUAUGAAGACAAAAUUGUGUUUGACAUCCAGUUCUGACCAUUCCCAGUAAUCACUGUUGAUUACGAGGAUGUUACCAUUCAGCUUUGCAUCUGUUCCUUGUACUGUAUGCACAUUGCUCAAAGAAAAGUCAGUGGCUUGCACUACUUACAAGUUCCAUAGAUUUGAGCCUAACCACAAAAGACUGGUGCUCAGUACUGUUUUCCCUAUAUGAAGGGUCUUUUAAAAACAAAGUUGGUGAUAAAGAGGAGAAAAAUGGGACUCCAUGAACCAAUGUUGAUACAGGUUUGAUUAAAACUUUUUAAAAAAUAAUCAUAUAAAACACUAAAGUAGUCUCUUUAUUAGUAGAAACUUCUGUGGCUAUGCAGAACUAGAAAUUAAACCAAAAAAAAAUCAUUUAAACUUUAAAAAUAUUUUAAAUGGACUUUGAGCAGACAUUUUUGUGUAUGCUAAGAAUGAACUGUAGUGCCCUUUAAUUCAGCUACAUAUAUACAUAUGGUAAUAGGGAUCAACUUGACACAACUUUGAAACCGCCUAAAGUAGACUAUAGGAACUAGAGGAAAGCUCAGGCUGCAUUAGAGUAUGAAUUUAGCAUCGGGAAAAGCCCUUAUUCUUGAAUCUAGAGUUACUAUUUUUGUAUAUAUUUGCAUAGUGUUUAAACUUGCAGCCUAAACUACUGAAAUUUGUGAUUGUAUGUUUGUGUGAGCUUCAGUUUAAUGAAAGAUUCAUAAUGGUUUUUUGUAUUAUUAUAAUACUUGGUGUUUGGGGGUAUUUUUCUUUUUUUUAAACUUCAAUUUUAUUUUUGUUCUGGGAUUUUGCGGGGGAGGUGGGGAUCAAAGCAUGUGGUCAAAUGUAUUUUUCUUAAAAUUAUAACUUGCUAGAAAAUAUGAACCCAAACAUGGUCUAAACCAUUCAAUUUUUCGACUUUACAGUACUGACUAGAUUAAAUGGGAAAUUUAAGUUCUGAAUGUUCGGUAAACAGUUUAGCAUUAGAACCAACACCAAAUGGAGCACAUGCUGUGGCUGGCAAUAAAGUUGGAAGGCAGAAAAUCCAAGUUUACCAUGUCUGUAAUCUGUACGUGAAGUGUCAGUUAAACAGUUUCCAGGAUAAACUACACUGAUACCAUGGCUAUCAUGGUACCAAGUAAAUGACUAAGCUGAAAUCACUUGAUCAUUUUGUGCCAAGAUAUGCUGUUGGUGCCUGAUAGGGAUCAGUCUCUUUUUUAGGUGCCCUGUUCUUCUACCAUAAUUGUAAAUGAUUUGUGAGAAGUGCAAGCCAUGUUUAUCCUAGAUUUUGACUCAAUAAUUUGUAGUACUAGUCAUACGCAUGUAGCUUUCUGUUUACAUUUUGUGCCACAUGGUCUUCAUUUAUGCCAGGUAAACUAUAUUUGAACUAUGUGCAGCUAGCUUUGUUUUAAUCUGCUUGGCAACGAGUAUAACUUUUAAAAAAAAAAAAAAUCUUGCUGUUCAAAUAUGUAAGAGCCAAACUCUUUCCAUUCCAUUUUAAAUGUCUCUAUUUAAUCCUUCU